AUGUCUAAUGUGACUUUUAUAUUGGAUGCCUAUCGCCAGAUCCACAAUGAACGAUAUAUUUUUGCUGCUGUUUUGGCUUUACUUUACCCUGUUAUGAUAUUUGGCAACUUGUUGAUUAUAUAUGUUGUUAGUGUCGAGAGGAGGCUACAUGAGCCUAUGUAUAUCCUCAUUGGCAACCUAGCAUGCAUUAACUUGUAUGGCGGCUCUAGCCUCGCACCUUUUAUCGUCUCAAACAUCCUUUCAGGCACGUUUCAGAUAUCUCGGGCGGCUUGUUUCAUCCAGAUAUUUUCCAUCAACACAUACGGCGGAUCGAGCCUCCACAUCUGUGGUAACGUGAUAGAGAAAGUGUACUGUGACAACUACUCCUUAUUGAAACUCGCAUGCCCUGAUCCUGUACCAAGUAGAUUUGACAUGAGCCAUGUUCCCUAUGCUGCUCGCGUUGUGUUAUCUCUCUAUUUCCUGAUCGUCGCCCCCGUAUUAAACCCAGUGGUAUAUGGGGCACGCACAGAAAAGAUUAAAGAGGCAAUUCAAAUACACAAUUGCUUCAUGAAGAAGAAGAGAACAGAUAGAUAG
Messenger RNA from Engraulis encrasicolus (European anchovy), 573 nucleotides. Its product is annotated as olfactory receptor 4D11-like. Gene Ontology annotation, biological process: detection of chemical stimulus involved in sensory perception of smell; G protein-coupled receptor signaling pathway. The coding region runs from base 1 to 573 and encodes 190 amino acids. The transcript has 3 exons. Lineage: Eukaryota; Metazoa; Chordata; Actinopteri; Clupeiformes; Engraulidae. The record is from RefSeq and is a predicted model, not a curated record. Gene Ontology annotation, molecular function: olfactory receptor activity; odorant binding. Gene Ontology annotation, cellular component: membrane.